AUGUCGUCUGUUUUGUCCAAAGUUACAGGUAAUGGCCAGGAUGCUGCUAAUCUCUGUGUGGUCAUCGGAAUUUCAAAAGCUGACUGUAGUGGCAGUGUUAUUUAUGCCCUGAAAAGAAACAACGACGACAGCUUUGAAGGUGAUCCAUUUCAGCUUCGUGAGGAGAACGGUCUCUACAUAUGGCCGAACGAGAAAAUUGCCGAAAACAGAAUAUCUUUCGGAUCCAUUUUGAGGUGUCAGAAGUUCGGCAAUAUCUCUACCUACGUUGGAAACACUGAAAGGUGUAAAAUGGUGGGUUUGAUUCAUGAUCGAUGAGUUGAGCAAAUAUAUAUGUCCCUACAGAAAUCCAAGCCUGAGAAAACAGCCCGACAUUUGGCGACGCUACCACUGGUUUGGGGUUUAUACUGGUAUCAUUCAAACAACAACAUCGCUGGAAGUCAAUUUCAGUACCCCACAAACAAAAUUUGUGGGGUACUGAAAUUGACUUAAAAUCAUGAAUGUCUUUGAUUAGCCGUUGAUUUUAACCUCGUUUACUGGUAUUUUAAUUCUGCUCUUGGACUUUUGUUUUCCCUUUACAUCAGCCAUGCAUUUGGCACACAAUCUAGCAAAUUGAAUUAGCUCCUUCUAAGUUAAGGCACUCUUUCUAACAAAAAAGGAAUGAAAAUAUUGGAAGAAAUAGGAGGGCAUAUGUUAUUUUUAAAAGUGAAUUUUCGAAUUGAAGACCAGGAGGCAAUUCAACACCUUUAAAUUUUCCAAUUUUGCAGAACGUCGAACAAAUACAAUUGGAACUUGCUUAUGGGGAGAAUGUUUACAGAAGCAUAAAGGAAGUGUGUCCCAAUGCUGUAUCAGGAAAGCAAAAAGGACUCUACUUGCAAACAAAACCAGAUAAGCCUAAGAUUAUUCUGGUCAGCCUGAAGUCUGGCAUCAUUAAAAAUGAAAGAAUCUACUUUCAUACGAAAGGAGAUGACCAUCAAAUAGAUUUAAAGCUUAACUGCAGAGAGCACUUGACGCUCUCCACUACUCCUGUCACUCUGCAAACUAGAAAGGUAACCGACGAGGAGGAUGUUGGAGACCUUGUGCUUAUAAAGUUUGGCACAACAGAUGUAUCUCUGAGAUGUCCAAUUUAUUCAGCUGUCUGUGAGGGCUUGAUCCUCAGUAAGUUUUUGAACUGUUAGUAUUAAAUAUGUAGACUGUUAUAUUUAAGUAAUACUAAUUCUUAAGAAACAGUAUAUGUAAGCUGAUAAAUGAAAACAUGUGUAUGAGAUACUCUGAUAACGUUUCAAAAGAGCUUGCUGAAAUAAGCUUAAGGGAGACACACAGAUGUUUUGUCUCACUCAGUCUCACAAAUUUAUAGAAUAUUUUAAUUAAUAAUAAAUGAAAGAGAACACAGUCCACUAUCUUUAAAUGGGCACUUCACCUUUAUAAAAGAGACAUAUAGAGAUGGUCCCCGCCUAAUCUUAUUAUUUCUCUUUUCCCUGUAUUCCUGACUCUCCAUUAAAGACAGACAUCACUCUUAGGUGGACAUUUUAAGUGCAGGUCCCAAAAGGUGUCCAUCUUAAAGAGAGUUGAAUGUAUUAUGUAUGAAUAAAAGGAACCAGUACUUUUGACAAAAAGCUACAUGUAGGAUCAAGGAACUUCCUAUACAUUAUGAGAAAAGGUAGGGCUGGAAACAAAAUGUGAAUUCCAGCUUGUCCUUUUUGGCAAGCAGGUCACAGAUUUUGCUUCCCUGGGCCACUUCUUGCUUGCCUUAGUCAAUGAUUUUGUUAGAGGACAGUAAGGUGAAAAAUUUACUUGCCCAGCAAGAAAUUUACUUUUACUGGACUACCGGAUGGGACUUUCCUCAAGUCCUGAAAGGUGACUUUACAAGAUAACAAUAUAAUACAAUAUUAUUAUCAGUGGAAGCAGCCCAGUGUUUUGUGGUUUACAUUAUUCCUAAUGGUCUAUUAAAAAACAGAGGAUAUAUUUCUAACAAAAGGAGACAGGAUCUUGGUACGGCCUUCUUCUUCUGAACUGUUUUGUUCCAUUGUGUAUUUUUAACAAGCGUUAUUACCCCUUUUAUUCAGAAUUCAGGCCACAAGUGAUAUCAAUUGAUGAGGAACCGGUGGAGAUAAGGAAUGGAGAUGGAAAGUGUGUCCUUGUGAAGAAAGUCAAGUUUGACACAGGCAAUGAUGGAGGCACGGCCAUAUCCAGUGAUUUUGUCCAACAGCUUGGCCUGGAGCCGGAUAGAAGUAAAAAGUUCUGCAUGGUUGGAAUUGGAGGUCCCGUGGAGUGCUUCAGAGUAAAGAUCUCUCUUUACAUUCGAAAACAUCAUUUCAAAGUUAAUGCCUUAGUGGGUGCUGUUACCCCUGGGACAGAUCUUUUGGUAGGAAACGAUAUCAUGGAAAAACUUGAUAAAGAAAACUAUACUAUCGGACAGUAA
This is a messenger RNA of Porites evermanni, 2419 nucleotides long. The record is from the annotation of a GenBank genome assembly. Lineage: Eukaryota; Metazoa; Cnidaria; Anthozoa; Scleractinia; Poritidae.